AUGAAUGUUGAUGAAAUAUAUUCGAAUGUUUCUAGAAAACUUUUAAAUGCUUACAGGAUCAUCGUAUUAAAAAAAUCUAAGCAGUUUUGUCCUGGUGAAGAUCUAAGAUACCGAACUUUAUUGAGUACUAAUGCUUUCGCAAGGAAACUUGAUUCGCUGCGUAAAUCAUUAUGCUACAGAUAUGAUAAUGAAAAUUGGCAUGCCCAAGUUUUCGAUGCAUUGAACCUUGAGCUAAUCUACCAAAAUGUUGAUUCCAGUGGGGUUGGGUCGACGGCCUCUGAAGAUUACGAAGACAGAUUAGUAAAGGAACUUCUGAGGUACUUCAAAGAGGAUUUCUUUACGUGGUGUGAUCGACCUAAGUGCACAGUAUGUGAUAGUGUAGAAUUUCAGCGUGCAGUAGGACAGGGAAUGCCUAAUCAGGAUGAAGCUCAAUAUGAAUGCGGUGUAGUGGAAUUAUAUCACUGUGACAAAUGUGGUGGAGUCACCCGCUUCCCUCGUUACAAUGACCCUAUUAAACUACUGGAGACACGCACUGGAAGAUGUGGAGAAUGGUGUAAUCUUUUCACCCUAGUGUUGAAAUCUUUUGGAAUCGAAACGAGAUAUAUUUGGAAUAAAGAAGACCAUGUUUGGUGUGAAGUCUAUUCAAAUUAUUUGAAGCGCUGGGUUCAUGUGGAUUCUUGUGAAAAGAGCUUUGAUGAACCCUUUAUAUAUUCUAUUAAUUGGAACAAAUCUAUGAGUUAUGUUAUUGCAUUUUCAUGUGAUAGCGUUAAAGAUGUUAGUAACAGAUAUAUCCUGAAGAACCAGCUUGUCAGAGAUCAAAUAAACGAAGAUGAUUUACAUUUCCUGUUGGAUUAUAUGACCAAAACAUUUAGAAAGUCUUUGUCCGAUGAAUAUGUAUACCUUUUAAGCUGCCGUGAUGAACUUGAAGAUAUAGAACUUCUUAAGACUGGCCUGCCUUCUAGCACUACUUCAGCUGCUGUUGGCAGAGAAAGUGGCUCAACACAAUGGAAAAAACAGAGGGGCGAAGACGGUAACUAA
Messenger RNA from Eremothecium cymbalariae DBVPG#7215, 1038 nucleotides. It is a transcript of the gene PNG1, whose product is annotated as peptide-N4-(N-acetyl-beta-glucosaminyl)asparagine amidase. Gene Ontology annotation, biological process: protein deglycosylation; glycoprotein catabolic process; protein quality control for misfolded or incompletely synthesized proteins. NCBI's taxonomy places the organism in Eukaryota, Fungi, Ascomycota, Saccharomycetes, Saccharomycetales, Saccharomycetaceae. Gene Ontology annotation, cellular component: nucleus; cytosol. The record is from RefSeq and is a predicted model, not a curated record. The transcript has a single exon. The coding region runs from base 1 to 1038 and encodes 345 amino acids. Gene Ontology annotation, molecular function: peptide-N4-(N-acetyl-beta-glucosaminyl)asparagine amidase activity.